CGCGCCACCAAGAAGAUGGCUGGCAAUGGCAUCCCCCCACGACCACCAUGGUACUUGCCCCUGUUAAUCGAUGUCUCUAUUCAACUAACGGAAAACGAUCACAGAGCCUCCAAACGGUUACAUUACACCUUUUCUUCUCCUUUCUUUCAAAAUUCCAAGAAACCCCAAAAUUAUGAAGCAAUUCGGACCCGCGAAUUUCUCUUCCUCUGCUUUCGGACACCACCAACUCCCUGAAAUCGAAUAUCGUCCAUCCCCCGCAGACCUCGCAAGCCUAAUUGGGACAGAAAAGGAUCGAAGACGAGACAGAAAGGGUUGGGGGAAGGGGGGAUUCCCAAUGUACCCGUUUCUGGGUUCAUCUCAUUCUCAAUGACGACCAUUUUCGGAGGUGAUGCAACCACAUUUGAACUCAUGUAGGGCCGAUGCCCCUACCUUCUUCCAUAUCCCGAAUUGAAUUGAUCGAUCGCGUUUAUUGAGUCUUGGUCGAUUCUGGCGGGAUUUGGAGGUAAAUGGGUUGCAUUAACUCCAAAAAUUUGGUUGCCGGAGAUUCACCCUUGCGCUCGAAGGUGCGUACCAACAAUGGGUCCGCUAUUGUGGAACCUCCGUCCAAAUCCCGAUCGGGGACCUUGGCUUCUGCCGGUAAAGGGGAUCAAAAAUCGGAGGAUUGCAAUCGAGAUGGGAAGAAGUCCGGGAAGGAUAGCUCCAAAGGAAGCGGGAAUUUCAGUUUCAAGAUGGGGCUUUCACAUCGGUUGGUGGAAGCGGAGCUGAAUGCGGCUGGAUGGCCCCCUUGGCUCACAGCUGCUGCGGGCGAAGCUAUUCAUGGAUGGGUGCCCCUCAGAGCAGAUUCUUUUGAAAAAUUAGAGAAGAUUGGACAAGGUACAUAUAGCAGUGUGUUCCGAGCACGUGAAGUUGAAACUGGGAGGAUGUUUGCCCUGAAGAAGGUUCGGUUUGACAAUUUUCAGCCUGACAGCGUGAGGUUCAUGUCGAGAGAAAUUACAAUUCUUCGCAGGCUUGACCAUCCAAACAUUAUGAAACUGGAGGGUGUAAUUACAUCCCGACUAUCAAGUAGUUUAUACCUUGUGUUUGAAUAUAUGGAGCAUGAUCUUGCGGGACUAGUAUCAUGUCCUGACAUAACGUUCAAGGAUUCACAGGUGAAAUGUUACAUGAGACAACUACUGAGUGGAGUUGAGCACUGUCAUCUACGUGGUAUCAUCCAUCGAGACAUUAAAGUAUCCAAUAUAUUAGUAAAUAAUGAUGGUAUACUCAAGAUUGGCGAUUUUGGAUUGGCAAAUACAAUUAGCUCAGGUAACAAGCAUCCUUUGACCAGUCGCGUAGUGACUCUAUGGUAUCGUCCUCCUGAACUCUUGAUGGGAUCAACCAACUAUGGAUUAUCAGUGGAUCUAUGGAGUGUGGGUUGUGUAUUUGGGGAACUUUUUCUGGGAAAACCUAUCCUCAAGGGGAGAACUGAGGUUGAACAAUUGCAUAAAGUUUUUAAGCUUUGCGGUUCACCACCUGAUGAAUUCUGGAAAAAGUGCAAGCUUCCUCACGCAACAAUGUUUAAACCUCAGAUUGCUUACGAAAACUCUUUUUCGGAGAGGUUUCAAGAUAUCCCAGAAACUGCUCUAGCCCUAAUGAAGACUCUACUAUCCAUUGAUCCCCAUGAGCGUGGGACUGCUUCUUCUGCUCUGAUGUCUGAGUAUUUCAACACCAAGCCGCUUGCUUGUGAUCCCUCAAGCCUGCCAAAAUAUCCACCCAACAAAGAAAUGGAUGCUAAAAAUCGGGAAGAGGUUCGCAGGAAAAAGACAGGAGGUAAAGUGCAUGAGUCUGCGACAGCAAGAAAGCAAAGACGAGUCCGUAAAGUUCUACAAGAACCAAACAAUUUCAGUAACCCACUUUCAACUGAUGAAAAGCAGAACAAUUCUCAACAAGCUGUUAAAGACGAUGUUAAACCAAAUGUUAACAAGGGUAAAGGAGGAGCUAUGCAGCAGAAGGAGCCAUCAAAGCUUCCAACGGAAGCAGUGUCAGAGACCUACCAGAUCAAUGGCGUACCCCAUGGCUUUAGUAUAUUAACAGGGCCAGCACCAGCCUCAGGUGCUAGUGGCUUUGCAUGGGCAAAAAGGAGAAAACCAGAGGUUUCAUCCACAUUAUCAGAUGGUUCAAAAAGCAAAAUUAGCGCACUGGAUCCAACCUUUGCAAAAGGCACAUAUGAUUUAACCAGACAUAUGAUCGAUGUCGCAGAAAGACAAUAUAAGGACAACACAAGCCAUCACGCUCACACUAAUGCAUCUGAUACAAGUUCUAAUUUCUCAAUUGAUUCUACGGAAACGCCAGCCGGCACGACAAGUGCUCAGGGCCGCAAAAGACUUGGCAAUGAAAGCACACGCCCUGCAACCGGCAAAUCAAGGCUAGGAAGAUAAAUGAUGGAAUUUCAAGGAAAUUAGUUAAGCAAGCAUUGCCCAGCAUUUUAGCCAUGGGUGGACUCACUCACUGACUCGGGGUCAUCUGAACCAUUGUAAUGUCCGAUACUCCCUCCCGACCCUAUUCACUUACAGGAGUUAACUGUUUCAGCAUCUGUUUAUAUGAGGAGCAACCCUGACAUGUACAUUGCCCUUUUUCCAAUAUGGUGUAAUUUAAGAAAGAAUGGCUUACUUCUUAGUUUAGGAUUAUUAACUAUCUUACCUUCUUAAUCUCUCCUACUCA
Messenger RNA from Neltuma alba, 2697 nucleotides. Its product is annotated as protein IMPAIRED IN BABA-INDUCED STERILITY 1. The transcript has 9 exons. NCBI's taxonomy places the organism in Eukaryota, Viridiplantae, Streptophyta, Magnoliopsida, Fabales, Fabaceae. Bases 507 to 2414 code for a protein of 635 amino acids. Gene Ontology annotation, cellular component: nucleus; cyclin-dependent protein kinase holoenzyme complex. Gene Ontology annotation, molecular function: RNA polymerase II CTD heptapeptide repeat kinase activity; ATP binding. Gene Ontology annotation, biological process: positive regulation of transcription elongation by RNA polymerase II; protein phosphorylation. The record is from RefSeq and is a predicted model, not a curated record.